Molecule: messenger RNA, 1290 nt
Organism: Chaetura pelagica (chimney swift)
Lineage: Eukaryota; Metazoa; Chordata; Aves; Apodiformes; Apodidae
Gene: INSIG2
Product: insulin induced gene 2
Exons: 5
Coding region: 93-770 (225 amino acids)
Biological process (GO): cholesterol biosynthetic process; cellular response to insulin stimulus; SREBP-SCAP complex retention in endoplasmic reticulum
Cellular component (GO): SREBP-SCAP-Insig complex; endoplasmic reticulum
Source: RefSeq, a predicted model, not a curated record
GGUUUGGCUAUCUCCUAAUUAAGGAGAGUCGAAAUACUGAUUGCAAGUGAGUCCUGUCAGUCUGUUGGAUGUCUCUGAGAAUAUAAGAAGUCAUGGAAGAAAACGAUGCAACGCCAACCUUACCAAAAAAGUGUGGCCCAUACAUUUCAUCUAUAACCAGUCGUGGCAUGAAUUUGGUAAUUCGUGGCAUAGUGCUGUUUUUUAUUGGCGUAUUUCUUGCAUUAGUAUUAAACUUGCUUCAGAUCCAGAGAAACGUUACUCUCUUCCCCCCUGAUGUGCUCACAAGCAUCUUCUCCUCAGCCUGGUGGGUACCACCUUGCUGUGGCACAGCAUCAGCUGUGAUUGGGUUAUUGUACCCAUGCAUGGACAGACAUCUGGGAGAGCCACAUAAAUUUAAGAGAGAAUGGUCCAGUGUCAUGCGAUGUGUAGCUGUCUUUGUGGGAAUAAAUCAUGCCAGUGCUAAAGUGGAUUUUGCCAACAAUAUCCAGUUGUCUCUCACAUUAGCAGCACUGUCAAUUGGACUGUGGUGGACAUUUGAUAGAUCACGGAGUGGCUUUGGUCUUGGAGUAGGAAUUGCUUUUCUGGCCACGUUGGUGUCACAACUUCUGGUCUACAAUGGAGUUUAUCAGUACACAUCUCCAGAUUUCCUCUAUGUUCGUUCCUGGUUGCCAUGUAUAUUUUUUGCUGGUGGAAUAACUAUGGGCAAUAUUGGCAGGCAGCUGGCAAUGUAUGAAUGCAAAGUAAUUGCAGAGAAGUCUCACGAAGACUGAGGAGAAACCAUAUGCACCUUUUAAACAGGAACAUAAUCUGACAAAUGACUGUCAGAGGAGCAUAAGGAACAUUUGACUAUGAAAUUGCCAAAAUGCAAUUUUUUUUCCUUGAGUGGUAUACUUUACUGCAAUCUGUGAUUGCUGCUUCUAUAAAAACCUUGAUGUCUGAUUUUGAUUACUGUGAAGUUAAAAUAGUAUGCAAUACAUUUGACAAUACUGGUUCAAUUAUAGGAUUCUCUUCCCCAAAUGGAAAUUGAGUCUACUGUAAGCUCUGGGUCUGUCCCUAAUGUUGCAGUGCCAAACUGAACCUUUGCACUACGUUUCUGUACCUGAAACUUCUGCUUCACUUUAUCUUGAAAGUUUUGAGGAUUUUGUUCUUAAUAGCUCAGUGAAGGACGGGGGAUUCCAAUUUAGGAAUGGACAUCUUCUGUUUCCAUGAUGAUAGCCUGUAAUAUCUUUAUGAAAUUAAUGGAGUACAGGUGAUCUUUGAUGCAGUGAGUAGCUGAUUUCUGGCUUUUAA